AUGAAUGUUAUAUUAAGUAUCGACCAAAGUACCCAGUCAACGAAAUUGAUAUUUUUCGAUGAGGAAUUAAAAGUGCUGCACAUGAACAGCAUGAACCAUGAGCAGAAAUGCUUUAAACCAGGGUGGUAUGAACAUAACCCGAUUGAAAUUAUGAAUAACUUAUACACACUUAUGAACGAGGGUUUAAAAAGUUUAAAAGAAAAGCACAAAGAUGUAACAAUCACAUGUAUAGGUAUUACGAAUCAAAGAGAAACUGUAAUCAUAUGGGAUAAAAUAACAGGAAAACCGCUAUAUAAUGCCAUUGUAUGGUUAGAUACGAGAGUGGAAGAUACAGUUUCGGAGUUUUCAAAAAAGUAUAAUAAUGAUGAUUUCCAGAAAAAAACAGGAACCUAUUUUAACACAUAUUUUAGCGCUUUUAAAAUUUUAUGGCUAAUUCAAAACAAUCCAGAAAUUAAGAAAAAGGUAGAUGAUGGUACAGUGGUAAUUGGAAAUAUAAACACAUGGAUAAUAUACAAUUUAACGAAAGGAAAUUGUUACACAGAUGUAACAAAUGCAUCUAGAACCCUUUUGAUGGAUAUUAAUACAUUAACGUGGGAUGAAAAUUUGUGUAAAAUGUUUGGUAUUACAAAUAUGUCAGUUUUACCAGAAAUUAAACAUAACACUUUUAAUUUCGGUUCAGUAAAAUCUGAGCAAGUACCAGAUUAUGCUAAUAUACCAAUUACUGGUUGUAUUGGAGAUCAGCAAAGUGCAUGUAUUGGCCAAGCUAUAUAUGAUGAAGGAGAAGCGAAAUGUACAUAUGGUACAGGAGUUUUUUUAUUAAUAAAUACAGGAAAUAAAGUUGUAUAUUCGUCUUGCGGUUUAAUUACUACAGUGUGUUAUAAAUUGAAUGAAAAUGAUAAAGCGAAAUAUGCUCUGGAAGGUUCUAUAGGUACAGCAGGUUCUGGUGUAUCAUGGCUUUUAAAAAAUAAUUUAAUUUCACAUCCAAGUGAAACUAGCUAUAUUAUGGAAAAUUGUGAAAAUACUGGUGGUGUUGUAUUUGUCCCAGCUUUUAGUGGCUUAUAUGCACCCAGAUGGAGAUCAGAUGCAAGGGCAUGUAUAACAGGUAUGACAUUUAACACUGGAAAGGAACACAUUGUUAGAUCCCUCUUAGAAGGCAUUGUUUUUCAAUUAAAUGAAAUUGUAGGAUCAUUAAUUUCAGACAUGGGAAUAGAAAUGUUACAUGUCUUAAGAUGUGAUGGAGGAAUGACUAAAAAUAAAGCAUUUAUGCAAUUUAAUUCUGACAUAAUAAAUACAAGAAUUGAAGUUUCUACACAUGCAGAAGUAACAGCUUUAGGUGCUGCUGUAUUGGCUGGUUUGGGGAAAAAAAUAUGGAACGAUUUAGAUUCUGUUAAACUCUUAAUACGAAAUAGCGAUUUUACAUUUAAUUCAAAAAUGGAUGAAAAAAACAGAAAAAAAAAAAUUACCGAGUGGAAUAAAGCCGUCGAGAGAUCAUUGUUGCAGAUGUAA
Molecule: messenger RNA, 1506 nt
Organism: Plasmodium gonderi
Lineage: Eukaryota; Apicomplexa; Aconoidasida; Haemosporida; Plasmodiidae
Product: glycerol kinase
Exons: 1
Coding region: 1-1506 (501 amino acids)
Biological process (GO): glycerol-3-phosphate biosynthetic process; glycerol metabolic process; triglyceride metabolic process
Cellular component (GO): mitochondrion
Molecular function (GO): glycerol kinase activity
Source: RefSeq, a predicted model, not a curated record